CAGGUUGCUAGGUAAACUGUGCAGGGGAGUACAGUAAAACACUGUCUACUCAAGCAGGUUGGAGCAAGUGAGAGCGACCUGGCAUCAUACUAUUAAAAAAAAGCUUCAGUUUAAAUCCAGAAUCAGGAGGUAAAUUGGCAUUAUUUGACACACCUGUGAUCAAAGUGAUCUUUUUGAUAGUGUGUGUUUCAAGGAGUUUUGUUUUCAUGGCAACAGGAGUGAUCGGGUCUGCUGUGCUUCAGUAAACUACGCUUUUCUUUGACUCUGUACAAAGGAGUAUCUGUUGUUCACUCUGCUGCAGGUGGAUAACUGCGCUCAGGUAAUGUAAUACGAAACUUAACCAUGUGACCAAUGGCGAUCUGAAGAGUAGACAAAAAAACUGCUUUACAUAAAACACCACCGGUAGAGCAGACAGUCGAGGAUGUAGUCCAAUCUUUGAUACAAGCUUUUUUUGAAGCACGGUGUUUUUCUCGAGAUUUCACCUGUUGGACUAAACCACUUGUUGCAGUUUAUGACAAGGUGGGGCGGAAGCGAGGAAUACACCUGCUCGAUGUUUCCCGUUUUGAUUCGAUCGCCUGAAUGGAUCAAUGCUGUUCCAGAUGGGCGAUAAAUCCACACAGUGAAUGUUGGAACUAAUGAUGGACCCAAGCUGAUGUCCCAGAGUCCCAUGUCUGCCCUCACUUUGCCCUGCUGGUCACGGGUAGAGAUGGCGGCGUGUCCGGAUGUGCUGGCCAGACCUGGAGUUGUGGUCAGGAGUGUUAUACUGUUGCUCCUGAGCAGUAAUCCUGUCAGGGGGAAUUAUACUAUGCUUGCAAGCGAGACCCGUUCUAAUGGCACCGAUGACGGACCCAACAUUGCAGCCAUCGUGGCCCCUACAGUCACACUGGGUGUUCUGGCCAUAGUCUUGGCCGUUCUUGGCUGGCUCCUCUGCGUGGUGAAAAAGAGGAGGCAGACAGAAGGGACGUAUAGACCCAGUGCUGAGGAACAGUCUGGUGCACAUGGUGUGGCAGCACCAGAUGCUCUAAAGUUACCAAAGGAGGAAAGACUCAUUUGAAAUCUUAAGCUUUGUGUUUUUACAAAAUCCUUCAAGGAUGACAUUUUUUUGUAGAGUCUACCUUCAGCUGAUCAAUCAAAGAAACACCUUCCCAGGAUAAAGAGAGGACAUUAUUGCCAGGUUUGAGGCCUAUUCACAUGAUGCAUUUACUUACUGCUUUCAUUUCAAUGGGCAUUGAAUGGUUCCUGUGUGGCACUAUGAAGAAAUGCACCUGGAUGUAUGGAUCUCACAAGAUUUGAAGAACAAUUUAACAUUUCAAGGAGGUUUUUGAACAUUUAUUUCGCACAAAUUAAGACUUUCAGUAUUUUAUCUCCACUAAUCUUUUAGUUUAGAGAUGUUUUUUCUUGUUAAGGUUGCCAUUUACUAUGUAGCUUUUUUUGAUUUGAUACAGGGAAAAGCAAUAUAUUUGUAGUCCUGAUGAGUCCAUUGCAUUUUAAAUCAAGACAAAUAAUUUUCAGACUAAUAAUAAUAACAAUGAAACAUCUUAUUACAGUUUAAAGGGCCCAUGUCAUGCUUUUCCGGUUAUUACCCG
Molecule: messenger RNA, 1586 nt
Organism: Trematomus bernacchii (emerald rockcod)
Lineage: Eukaryota; Metazoa; Chordata; Actinopteri; Perciformes; Nototheniidae
Gene: crb3a
Product: crumbs homolog 3a
Exons: 4
Coding region: 653-1054 (133 amino acids)
Source: RefSeq, a predicted model, not a curated record